Geodia barretti is the source of this 240-nucleotide messenger RNA. The record is from the annotation of a GenBank genome assembly. NCBI's taxonomy places the organism in Eukaryota, Metazoa, Porifera, Demospongiae, Tetractinellida, Geodiidae.
AUGAGCAGACAACCAGUGGCGGGAUUAUUAUCCCUGACACUGCGAAAGAGAAACCCCAAGAAGGGCGAAGUCAUCGCUGUUGGGCAAGGUCGCUUGCUUGACAAUGGUGACCGGCAACCCAUUGACGUUGCAGUUGAAGACAAAAUCCUGUUUGGGAAAUACUCUGGUACUGAAGUAACGUAUGACAAUGAAGAGUUGCUGAUUCUACGCGAAGAUGACAUCUUGGCAAAGAUUAGCUAA